Messenger RNA from Coffea eugenioides, 1727 nucleotides. RefSeq lists its product as uncharacterized. The record is from RefSeq and is a predicted model, not a curated record. The transcript has 7 exons. NCBI's taxonomy places the organism in Eukaryota, Viridiplantae, Streptophyta, Magnoliopsida, Gentianales, Rubiaceae. Bases 61 to 1701 code for a protein of 546 amino acids.
UUCCCCUCUCCGAUUUUCUUCAAAUUAAGCUCGUAAGAGAAGGGUGAAGACGCAAAAAUCAUGGGGAAGCAAGGCAAUCAUAAUAAUAAUAACAAUAGUAAUACGAGUGGCGGUGGUAGUUAUAGAUCGAGAAAAUCAGAAAACAUGACGAUUGGGAAAGGGAAGGUAACAGCAGUUCAGAUCGCAUUCAUCGUGGACCGCUACCUCUCCGACAACAACUACGCUCAGACCCGCUCAACUUUUCGCUCCGAAGCCUCCAACCUCAUCUCCAAAUCCUCCGUCCAAGAGGCUCCAAAGAGUUUGUUGAGUUUGGGGGCAAUGUUGGACGAGUACAUCUGUCUGAAAGAGCAGAAAGUGAGCUUGGAGCAAGAACGGUUCCGUAUGGAGCUAGAGAAAGUCCGGGUUCAUAAUCUGCUCAAGGGUCUCCAAGAUGCUAUGAAUGCUUUUAACGCCACUCCUCACGACCUUACCCCUGUCCCUCCGCUUCCUCGUCCUCCGCCUACAUUCCCCACAUCCAGGUUUAUACCUCCCAACACUGACCAGCCGCCUUUUGGCUCCCCACCUGGUGGUUACCAUUCUGCACACAAAUCCCCAGCAGUGAUCUCUACAUCCAAGCCCUCCGUCACAAGUGAAGACACCCCAAGCAUUUCUAGUGAUAUUAGGAAUCACCCUGUUAUAAAAAGAAAAGGCUCAAAAGAUGUCUCGGAUGCUACUGUUACCGCCAAGAGGUCUUGCAGAGGUUCAACCAACAAACAGUUGCUGCCUAAAGAUGCUAAAGGUCAUUCACAACCAAGCAUGGCAAAUAAUCAUCAAGUAAUUUCUCCGAAACACCCUGUGGCUCAAUCCCUACCUUGCCCCAAUAUGUUAAGGGGAUCACAGGUUGAAAGGUCUAAUGCUGUUGAAAGUUCACAUGUCGUCAAGUGUUUGUUUAACCAGGCUGCUCAAUCCCCAACAGCUAAUUCUUCUGGUCCUAAAACACCUCCCUUGGAAUCCUUCCCUCAAGCUGAGAAAUCUGCUUCCCCAUUGGAAAUUUGUUCGAUUACAACUUCCGGUAAGGAUGUAACUCCUCAACAAAUUACCUCCACUAAUUGCACGAUGAUAUCGUCGGAAACAAUUCGAGUCAGCCCCACCAAGCAAAUAUCAUACCAUUCAAUUUCAAGUAACCAACACAUUUAUACUUCCUCACCUGUUAAGGCAAAUUUAAAGAAGCCAAUCAAGAGGGAUCAUGUUAAGGGAAGGCUGGACUUUGAUGCUCCUGACAAGCAUACUGCUUCAGAGAAACCAGAUUGUAAUGACAUUCCAUCAUCUGAAUGUGUCAACGAAGCGGACAUUCUUGAUUUGGAUUUGCCUAGUUUAGAUGCCUUGGAAAAUAUUAACCUUUCUGAACUAUUAGUUGAUUUUGAUCUUGUUGAUGAGGAAACUAUUUAUUCUACUGAGCCAGCCGGUGAUUCCUCUCCUGACUCCACUUCAUGGUCACCAGGGAAAUCACAAAAAGUUAAUGUAGGUGCUAAUCAAGUAAUUACCCAGCUUUCCUCUACUGUAACAGAAAUCCUUGCAGAAAAGGACACAACUUUAUCAGGUCCGGAUUCUGUUACAACUGUUAAAUCUGUAACUAAAACCAUCAAGAUUUUAAGUCCUGCCAAGGGUCACAGGAGCAGUUUGGAUGGGGAAAAUAUGCGUGCCAAAACCAGACUGGAAUAGGAUAAGAUGGACAAUUAAUUAGGCUG